Molecule: messenger RNA, 225 nt
Organism: Vairimorpha ceranae
Lineage: Eukaryota; Fungi; Microsporidia; Nosematidae
Product: dna-directed rna polymerases and iii subunit rpabc5
Exons: 1
Coding region: 1-225 (74 amino acids)
Biological process (GO): DNA-templated transcription
Molecular function (GO): zinc ion binding; DNA-directed RNA polymerase activity; DNA binding
Source: RefSeq, a predicted model, not a curated record
AUGUUAAUUCCAGUUCGAUGCUUUACAUGCAAUAAAGAAAUUUCUAGUAAAUGGGAACCAUACAAGUAUCUUAUAAAUACAGAUAAAUCUCCUGCGGAUGCGUUGAAUGAAUUGGAUAUUAAGAGAAUUUGCUGUAGGAGAAUGUUUUUAGGACAUGUAGAAAUUAUUGAUAAAUUAAUAAAAUAUGAUGUAGCAAAAGAUAUUCAUUUUAGAAAUGAUUUUUAA